Toxorhynchites rutilus septentrionalis is the source of this 1807-nucleotide messenger RNA. Its product is annotated as kinesin light chain-like. Gene Ontology annotation, biological process: microtubule-based movement. Bases 222 to 1643 code for a protein of 473 amino acids. NCBI's taxonomy places the organism in Eukaryota, Metazoa, Arthropoda, Insecta, Diptera, Culicidae. Gene Ontology annotation, cellular component: kinesin complex; membrane-bounded organelle; cytoplasm. The record is from RefSeq and is a predicted model, not a curated record. Gene Ontology annotation, molecular function: kinesin binding. The transcript is spliced from 2 exons.
UCGACUGAACGAGAUACGCUGCGGAAUUAGACGAGAAAAGUCGAUCUUAAAUUUUAAUCAGUAAUGGUUUGACAAAUGUGCAAACCUCAUUCCUCAUACAAGUUUUUAUGUGUUUUUGUGUUGUAUACCAGCAAAAUGUUCCUGUUCUGAAAAUAGAACAAUCACCUUAUUCAGUGAAGUGGACCAAAUAAACUGAAUCUCCAACAAUACUGUCAGACGAGAUGGAGGAUUCCGCAAUGUCGCCUCGACAAAAUCAUGGCGGACUUGAGACUCAAGCCAGAGCUAUUCUUCGGAAUCUCCAGAUCACCCAUGCAGAACAUCUAGCAAGAGCAUCCAAUCUUUUCGACAGCGAUGGUCGAGAUUCGGAGAGAAACGAAAUUUUGAAGAAAAAUAUAGAAACCGUUUCCAGCGGUAUAGCAGAGGCUCAAUCUAUAGUUGUGCUAUCGUCGUUCGCGCAAAUCUGUGAGCUUGAACAGAAAAAGUUACAAACAAGAAUUGGUCGUCUCCGUGAGGAGAACGCGUGGCUUCGUUCUGAAGUAACUGGGGCCCAACAAAAGUUGAUUAAAGCGAACCAAACUAUCGCUCAGUUGGAAGAGGAGAAAAAACAUCUGGAGUUUAUGGCAUCACUAAAAACGUACGAAGUCGGUGAGGCAAGCUCUGAGCCAAAAGUUGAAUCGCUGCAGGAAGUUCAAGAAUUAUUUGCUAGUAUUGAAUGUACGAGCAGCCACGUGGCUUACCGUCCGCGAACUUUGCAUACAUUACUUAUACAUUUUGCUUCACAACGACGUUACGAGGUCGCAGUUCCCCUUUGCAACCAAGCCUUGGUGGAGAUAGAAAAAACCAGAGGGCGCGAUAAUCCUGACUAUGCUACGAUGUGCAAUAUUCUAGCACUGAUGUACCGGGACCAGAACAAGUACAUAGAAGCCACCCGACUGUUGAGAGACGCUCUAGUAAUCCGGAAGAAAACUUUGGGAGAAAACCAUCCCGCCGUUGCCGCCACUCUUAACAAUCUUGUUGUGUUGUACGGAAUGUGUGGCAAGCAUGAAGCGGCAGAGCCUUUCGGGAAAGAAGCUCUAAAAAUUCGCGAGAACGCACUCGGAAAAGAUCAUCCCGAUGUUGCCAAACAGCUCAACAAUCUGGCGUUGGUGUGUCAAAACCUAAAUAAGUACAGCGAGGCGGAGAAGUACUACGUAAGGGCUACGAAGAUCUAUGAGGACCAAUUUGGUGUGGAUGACCCGAAUGUUGGUAAAACCAAGAAUAAUUUGGCUGGCUGCUUCAUAAAACAAGGCAGAUACAAGGCAGCUGAGUUUCUCUAUAAGCAGGUUCUGACUAGAGCGCACGAAAAACAAUACGGUGCAAUCAGCCAAGUCAACAAAUCCAUCUGGCAAAUUGCCGAGAACAGAGAAAUGCUCAAAAUAGAGGAUGCAGGAAGUAUCAGAUGGAGCAAAGGAGAAGGUGUGGAUUCCGCAGUUACAAUCGCAACACUGAAGAAUCUUGCUUGUCUGUACAGAAAACAGGGGAAGCACAUUGCUGCCAAUACAUUGGGGUAUUGUGUACUGCGGAGCAAAGUCGGUGCGAUUAACGCUAGCCCAAAAUAUAUAUCGAAGAAAGAAGAAGAAAGUUAUAAGAAGAAGGAGAAAUAGAAAGAAAAAAAGAUAACGCCUGAAUAAUUGUAUGUUCAUUUCAAGAUCAUAAAAUGCAUCUAAUCUGGCGAAGGUGAACCAUAAGGUAGAAGACGAAAGAAUCAUGAUGUGAGGCGUACCUGAUUUUUAAGCCGGACAACACAAAUCUAGUUUUUUUACUCUUA